AUGGGCACAGAAGCUGAACCAGGUGUAAUUCCACGUGCCAUCCAGCAAGUGUUUUCUUUUAUCGAGGAGGACACAGCUGGGAGAGAAUAUAUGCUGCGGGUGUCGUACAUGGAAAUCUACAAUGAAAAGAUUAAAGAUUUGUUGAAUUCAGAAAACAAGAGUCCGGAAAUCAUCGAAGACAAAAAAAAGGGCGUCAAUGUGCGUAAUCUGAAAGAAGUCACAGUCAAAACCGCUCAAGAAGUCAUGAACUAUAUCAAGGAUGGCGAAGGAAAUCGUCAUAUUAGUGCUACUGACUAUAACGAACACAGUAGUCGUUCUCAUACCAUCUUUCAAUUGGUCAUCGAAAGUUGUCCCCGAGGUGUCCCUAGCAGAGGUGUACGCGUUUCUCAACUCAAUUUAAUCGAUCUAGCAGGUUCUGAAAAGGUCGCUACGGAUUUAGAGAGAAGAAAGGAAGGUGGAUAUAUCAACAAAAGUUUAUUGACUUUGGGCAAUGUUAUUUCCAAACUUACCAGUGACGAACCUGCCAGCCAUAUUCCUUAUCGUGACUCAAAAUUAACACGGAUUUUGCAGGCUUCUUUAUCCGGAAAUGCAAGAAUAGCCAUUAUUUGUACCAUUAAUCCAACCUUAUCAUCCAAGGAUGAAUCAUUAAAUACCUUACGUUUUGCUCAACGUGCCAAACUCAUCAAAACAGCUGCUAAAAUGACGCGUCUGGAAGCUGAAACAAGACAGCGUCUCAAGAGUUUAUUAGGCCUUAUUUUAACAAGCUCGAAAAAUGACCAAGACCAGCUUAUAGACCAGUCAGAAUUCGCCAAUCUAUCUGCAGAUGAUUUAAGCAAAGAAACAACCAUGCGUGAUGUAGUGGCUCGAUGCGAAGAAGGGUUUGCUGCACAAAUCCUUGCUCACGAGAUCCAAAUGGAUAAAAUGACGCUUCAUGUAAAAGCCAUGCAAGCCGAUAUGAAAAUUAUGAGAGAGGUUCUGUCCGAGCGUGAUGCACUCAUU
Molecule: messenger RNA, 999 nt
Organism: Mucor mucedo
Lineage: Eukaryota; Fungi; Mucoromycota; Mucoromycetes; Mucorales; Mucoraceae
Product: kinesin motor domain-containing protein
Exons: 6
Biological process (GO): microtubule-based movement
Molecular function (GO): microtubule motor activity; ATP binding; microtubule binding
Source: RefSeq, a predicted model, not a curated record